AUGCAUAUCAACUUUCUAGCCCUGGUUUGGGGCUAUAUUAUACCCAUCGUGCUCACCUUACCAAGUCUUGACUCCCUCUUUCAAAUCAAAGCAAACACAGACUCGGAUGGCGGCUUUUGCUCGCAGCUCCCAGAUCCGCUUGGAAAAUGGCUGUCUGAGAGUGGGACUUUGGUUAAUGCAGGCCUUCAGGCACUAAGCGGUGUCAAAAAUCCUUCUGCGUCAGAGAAUAAAGUUGCAAAGGAUUAUCUCUGGUCUUAUUUCAACAUGUCCCCCGAUGAUACGGACGCAAUGAAUCUCGUUCAAAAACUUCUUGAAUGGACAGACUACAACAGCCAACAUUCCAUACCUAUUCUGCAACGACAACGGUCUGACGUAGCUAAGGAUGUGAAUGGAAAUGAUAUCUUUGAAUACGACUCGACUGCCAGUGACCACUUGAGCCCAGUGUCAAUUGAGAAUAUUCCGUCUUAUCAGGAAAUGCCUUGGACGGUGCAAAAAAAUGGCCGGAGUGUACGGAAUAAUCAGGUACCGUAUUGGUCGGAUGACAUGAGGCAGUACCUCUUCGAUAUUAGUUAUAGAGGAAAAACUUACUGCACUGUGAGCAAUAGUCAUCUGGGAGCCACCCAACAUGAAACGACCCCUAGUUCUAUCACAUUAUACAAAGCUGGUGAAACGCUUGGAGACAAGGAACCCGCGAAGGGCCUUUCUAUCACGGAUAUUUUCCCACGGAGCGGUACGUUCUAUCAUGAGCUGUUCCAUCUCACGAUUGGAAACGAACAGACUCCAGAUAUUACUAGUACUUAUUCAUGGACCGAACAACAAAAAUACCUCAAGACCCCCGAUAGAAUCCCGAGCGGCUACGAUGAAAAUUACCAGACGUUGAUUCGACGAAAUCCUGAGACAUAUGUGUGGUUCGGUGUUGGAUAUUGGUACUUCCAGCAGACUCAGUGGACUUCGACAAACCAGAGGUGGAGUUUCCAUUCUGGUGCAGGUGAACUCCUUCAGCUAAAAUUGAGUGAAAAGGAUCGUGGGACAGAGUUUAGUGAAAGCUGGGUAUGA
Messenger RNA from Penicillium nucicola, 1056 nucleotides. RefSeq lists its product as uncharacterized. Lineage: Eukaryota; Fungi; Ascomycota; Eurotiomycetes; Eurotiales; Aspergillaceae. The transcript has 5 exons. The record is from RefSeq and is a predicted model, not a curated record. The coding region runs from base 1 to 1056 and encodes 351 amino acids.